CGCAAGCAUGCUCUCCCUCUCGCUGCAGUCCACCUCCUUCCACGGCGUUGCGUCGGUCCCGUCGCGCGUCCAGCCGACCAUGCUCUUCGGCGCCAAGGCGUCGGCGCCCAAGAAGGCCCCGGCCUUCGCGUACGGCCUGCCCGGCAACUUCAACGCGCUCGGCGGCUCCGAGCUGAACUGGGACCCGGCCGGCUUCCUCGAGGGCAAGUCCGAGCUCGAGGUCAACCGCUACCGCGAGGCCGAGCUCACGCACGGCCGCGUCGGCAUGCUCGCGUCGCUCGGCUUCCUCGUGCAGGAGAAGUUCCACCCGCUCUUCUCGGGCGACGGCGGCCCGGCUAUCGACCAGAUCCCCCAGCUGCCGGUCUGGCUCUGGGUGGUGAUGGGCGGCGGCAUCGCCGCCGCCGAGGCGGCGCGCAUCAACAUCGCCUUCCGUGAGCUCGACGGCGAGAAGCUCAAGGCGGAGACGGCGCUGCGGCCGGGCUACACCCCGGGCGACCUGGGCUUCGACCCGCUCGGCUUCUCCAAGGACCUGUCCGCCGACGAGUUCAAGCUCAUGCAGGAGAAGGAGCUCGCCCACGCCCGCCUCGCCAUGAUCGCCGCCGCUGGCUUCCUCGCGCAGGAGGCCGUCACCCACGCCACCUGGGGCACCGUCUACGGCCUGCCCGACUUCUAGACCGCCAGCCCACCCCGUGUUGCAACGCUGAGAUCUCGUGCUGAGGCUCUUAUUUUGGUGAUGAGGACUAUGUGAAAAGGGUUACGUGA
Molecule: messenger RNA, 762 nt
Organism: Emiliania huxleyi CCMP1516
Lineage: Eukaryota; Haptophyta; Isochrysidales; Noelaerhabdaceae
Gene: Lhcf75
Product: light harvesting protein
Exons: 2
Coding region: 8-673 (221 amino acids)
Biological process (GO): photosynthesis, light harvesting in photosystem I; response to light stimulus
Cellular component (GO): membrane
Source: RefSeq, a predicted model, not a curated record